UUUUGAUAGCGAGCUGAACGAAAACGAGGCUGGGUUGGACAACAAACCAGAGAGAUGUCUUACUGCUGCGUCCCCGAGUGCAGGUCCUACAAAAGAAAGGAAUCUGGCAAACGAAAAACAUUCCACCGCUUCCCUGUCAAUACUGCAAUUCGGCGAGAAUGGGUGGUGAAAAUAAGGAGAGAUGUUGGGCAGCAUUUUAAGAUCGCAAAUAACACGAGAGUGUGUUCCGAUCACUUUCCUGAUGAGUCCUUCACAAAGACGCUUUGUGGCAUCAGGAAAUUGAAGGAGGGGGUUGUGCCAUCUCUUUUUACAUGGUCCUCGAUCAAGCCUGGCAGGCGGACGAUUGUUAGAACGGCAAGUUUGUUUUUCAGUCAUGUUGCCACUGCCACCUGUGGAGAGGACGCACGGGGUGAUGAGUCAUGUCACUCAAUGGGACAAGACCUCCAAGAGGACAUUGCCUGCACAUCAAGCGAAGUAGAGACAAGCUUGCCACACUCCGAUCACGAUUAUACUCAGCGGCCCCUGUCCUUGGAGGAGCAGCUUCAAGAGGCCUGCAAGUCCAUUGCUCGCCAGGAAGAGGAAAUUUCGACUCUUCGUGGCAAUCAGUUCCUCCUCAAACGCUUUCAGUGUGACGACAAGCAAAUCCAGUUCUACACAGGAUUCAGAGACUAUAAUACACUCAAAGCUGUGUUUACAGAUUUACAGCCUACAGCUUGUCUUGUGUAUUUACACAAGUCUACAGAAUUUAACACAUCAAGACUCAAUUAAUUUUGACUGACCACAGCAUACAAGACCCUCCACCUGAAGACUGGCACCUAUCUUCCUUCAAUCAUCAGACACUAAAUGUCUUACAUCGAAAUAAAAAAUAAAUCCUGUA
Molecule: messenger RNA, 877 nt
Organism: Clupea harengus (Atlantic herring)
Lineage: Eukaryota; Metazoa; Chordata; Actinopteri; Clupeiformes; Clupeidae
Product: THAP domain-containing protein 2-like
Exons: 5
Coding region: 55-768 (237 amino acids)
Source: RefSeq, a predicted model, not a curated record